Cololabis saira (Pacific saury) is the source of this 3879-nucleotide messenger RNA. Its product is annotated as protein SSUH2 homolog. The transcript has 13 exons. The coding region runs from base 258 to 1322 and encodes 354 amino acids. NCBI's taxonomy places the organism in Eukaryota, Metazoa, Chordata, Actinopteri, Beloniformes, Belonidae. The record is from RefSeq and is a predicted model, not a curated record.
ACGAGGACAACAGUUACCCACAUGAGGAGUGAGUCGGUUAAAACAAAAAAACUCACAAGAAAGUCUGUGUUUUAAACUUUAAACUAUCACCAUUCAGAACAGAGGAAUAAUUUUGGAUGACUGGUGAAGCAUCUUCAGGAACCAGGACCUCCCGGAAGUGACGCCGAGCUCCUUAAUCACAGACAGGAGUCAGGACGGGAAAGAAAAUAACGGGAUUUAUUGAAAUCUUGACAUCCGUGUGAUUGCAGUGUUGCAGGAUGAGCAACCCAGCUUACCCCCCGGCCACCGCCCCUCCGGCCAACAUGUACGGCGGCCUGCCGGGUUACGAGGGGAUCGCAUCAGGAGGUUACCUGCCUCCUCCCAUGCCUGCAGAGCCUGUGGCCCCGCCCCAACCGCCCCCUGCACCUUUAGACUGGAGCAUCCCCUCUCUGUCGGAGGAUUCGGCUCGGGAGGCAUUCAAGGGCUUUGCAUCAUCUCAUUGCUGCUACAGUUCAGGUCCAGCCGAUGACGGCGUCAUCACAAAAAUGGAGCCUUUCAAUACAUACAGGUAUCGCCUGGAGACCUUCACCGAGUCCAGGUCGACUGAAUGUGCCGAGAAACCUCACGAAGGUGAGCCAGCUGACUUUUACACCCAGACUGCUCCCCGACCCUGGGAGGUUCAGGCCAAUCCCCCUGAAUUCUUCGUAAAUCACACAGAGGAAAUCCGUGUGCCCUUCACCUCCUCCAUUAAGGAAUGUCAUGGUUGCCAUGGCAGCGGGGCUUCACCUUGCGAGAAGUGCAGAGGACAAGGAUAUAAGGAGUGCUGGGUGUGUAACGGCUCUGGGACGAGGGGCGAGGAGAGCUGCGGUCACUGUGAUGCUUCUGGAAAAGAGAGGUGUACGGAUUGUAAUUGUCGUGGAACGGAGGAUUGUCAGAUCUGUAAAGGGAAGCGACAACUGCUGAGCUACAUCAAACUCAAGGUGGAAUGGACCAACAAUGUGGAGGACCACGUGGUGGAGCAGAACUCUGGUCUGAAGGUGGAGGAUCUGAGCUCCGUGAGCGGCAAAGAGCUGUUUAAGAACAGCCAGUACAUGGUCUACCCGCUCCUCGGGUUCCCAAACCCGGCCAUCUCCGAGGCCUCCGACCGCAUGGUGAGAGAUCAUCAGUCCAAAUACGCUCAGACCUCCAGGGUCCUGCAGCAGAGGCAGAGUGUGGAGCUGAUCCCCAUCACCAGGGUCAACUACAAGUGGAAGAGCGACAGUCACCUCUACUUUGUUUAUGGAAACGAGCAUCAAGUCAGCUCUGAUGACUAUCCAGCAACCUGCUGCUGCGUCAUCAUGUAGACUCCCAAACACACGCCUGAACACAAACACUCUCACUUUCUCUCUCUGUUAACCCCAAUCUAACCGUUUUCUGCAUAUAAUAAUCAGUUAGAGGAACGGCUGCGUACAAACUCCUGAUAUUUCUAGAUAUAGUUAACAAAUCAGAGAUGCUUAGGUCAGCGUAACUACAGGUAAAUAAACAAGUAUUUAGACGCUGAAGCGAUUUUUUGUUAAUUCAGGUGUUUCAGGUAUAGUGCCGUAAAUAUGGGCUUAAAAGGUCAAACUGUAAGACUGCUGUUUCUUUCUAUACUUAACAACCAAACCAAUGGUAAAAUAAGUAAUUUGUCUUUAAAUUAACAUCACAAUAAUUGUCUCAAUGUGAAAAUGAUCACAAAUGUGCGCAGAAGCAUGCAUUGUUUGGACCUUCUUUGAAAUAAGGAAUUGAUUACUCUCUUACUCCGGUUUGAAACGUACUUACUUACCUCCGGUUUGGGAGCUAUGACGCUUCAGCAGGUAUCAUGGGAACGAGAAGUAUCCGCAUUUCGCUGCUCAUUGUGAUUUAAUUGCAGAAAUUUCAAACUUUUUCUAUGCUUUCAUCAUUAAACUCGCUGUGGAGGCUGUCAUUGCCUCCGUGUGGACGCCUCAGCCAUUUACCAAAACAUGCUUUCUUUUCCAGUUAUGUAACAGUUUACUGAAAUUAUAUGCCAAACUCUGCCUCUUGAAUGCCGUCAGUGUUGCGUGGAAACGUUGCAUUUCUAUAUACAGUCUGUAAAUACACAACAAGUGCUUUUAUUUUAUGAAAGUAGAACACAUCCUGACAUCUGACCUCACUUUUAGCCCAAAAGUGUCCACUCACAUCGGUGCUAAUAGAUUAAAUGUGACCAACAACAUGCAAAAACUACAGAUUUAUGAAAACAUUGGAGGCAGAUAGAUAAAUGCAGAAGUGACAUCCUGCAAGGGCGGCUGGGGGGGGGGGUACAGUUAACGUUUAACAAUGGCUGGGUCCAGCUCUGGUUUCUGUUUGUGUUUCUUUCCUGUGCGGUUCAAGGGUUAAAACCACAAGUUCAAACUGUGCUCCUUCUUAGGAAAUGUUCCUGUAAUGUUUCUGAAGGGACUGGAUAGUGCUCUAGGCCAUCCUUCCUACCACUAGUCCUUCACCCCUCAGGAUUGUACAUAAUUUAUUUCAUGGAGCAGAUUUUAAAGAGAGAAGAAGCCGUCAGAGUUCAAAGGGAUUACUACUACUGCCACCACUGUGCUUUCAGCCUUCAGCUCUGUGCCUGUUUAUCCCUUGUGUAAACUGUGUUGUGGGGUGGAUUAUACAUUGUAGGUUAAAUUUAAAAAAAGAAAAAAGGAUGGUGACACACAGCUGAUGAUAAUAGCAAAAACUGAUGUUUACAUUUAUCCCAAAUAAGAAACUAACGUCCGUUUUGUGUGAUUCCUGCCGUGCCUGCUCCCGUCUCUUUCGCAUUAAAUCACUUGGAAGGAAAGGAGGAAGGAAAUGAGGAAGGAAAGGGUUGUCACCUGGAGUUAAUUUGUGACUGAAUUACUAAAAGUCGAACUUACGGUGCCAACUGCUGAAAAAUGCCCCACCUACCACAAUCUGACGAGCUUCUAUCUCUAUUGUUGAUGUUUUUGUGCUUCUGUGGAAAAACAACAAAAACGAACAAAUCCAACUAUCAAGCCAUCUUAAAACUGACCUGUCUGAUACUUGGAUGAAGGUUUUCUUAGCUGUUGCUGGGUUUACUGAAAGGGUCGACUACAUGUACCGUUAUUAGACUAUAAAGCUGCUGUGAGAAUACAGAAGCAACCACGUGUGGAAAAGUGGGUGAAGCUGAACGGUGACGCUUGAUUGGACAAAAAUAAAUGUACACAAGGCCUUACCUCUUUUUAACCGUGGGAGUAUUUUCAGUCAGACUGUGAUCACACUGAACAUAAUGGGUGAUUCUUAAGACUUACAUGUACAUGGUAGAGUUGAGUUAGAAAUUUAGGUUUUAUCUGUUGGAGUUUCUGACAUUCUGGAUUUGUUUACAGAUUUCUGUCGUUUGUCUUCAUCAGAAGGGUUAUUAUGUGGGUAAUAUGCUGGUUGUCUGGAGGACAGUCUGGGUCUCUGAAUUAAACGGGAUGAAGCCAUUUCAGUUUUAUACGUUCACUGUUUAACCAACCAUGAUUUUUUUUUUUUUCUUCUUUUGCAUCAAGGUAUUUGCUCAGUAUUAUACUGUAUGUUCUGUUUAAAAUGGAUUUAUUACAACAAAUAAUCAACCUCAGUUUCUUAUUUUCAUAAUUUUUAUGUUGUUAAAUGCAUCAACACCUUAUAUUCAAGUGCAAAAAAAUGGAAUUUGUAGACAAUGCUUCUCAUGUGGUGGAAAGUUAUGAGCGUGUAUUGUGUAGAAUGUCUUUUAUCUGCAGCAUAAAUGCCUUUUAUAUAAUACUCUCGACUAACAGUGACUUCUGCUACUAACCUCUGAAACAUUGUGCUGUUGCCACAGGUGGAAAUAAACAUACAUAAUUGUUACACCGUUGUUAAUUGUUACAAAAUUGUUACACUGUUACAAAAUAUACUAAAUAAAUUUGAAAUCCU